GUAAGAGUGUGAUCUGCCACAUACAGGAACAUAUGAGUAAAGAGAACCUUUGAAAGGAACAAACUACUUCACAGUCUUUCUAGGUCACCAUAGCGUCUGAGCUGAAGCAGAGCUGUGUGGAAAUGGACAACCUGCAGGAGUUGAUCCCCUUUGCCAAAGAGAUGCUGAGUCAGAAACCCAACCGGGGUCUGCUGAAGGUCUACCUGGUGGGCUCUGUGAUUGCCGUGCUGGGGACGGUCAUCUGCCUGGUGGAGACCGUGUGUCACCCUUUCUGCUCUGACGAGCCGCUGGACGCUGAGAUGCUCCUCAUGUUAGCCAAGGAGAGGAGAACUGUUGAGGCCGAUGUGCAGCACAAAGUGGAGGGAAAGGAGGAGGAGGAGGAGGAGGAGAAGAAGGAGAAGAAGGAGAAGAAGGAGCAGGCUUGGGAAAAUGGUGCAACAACCCUGACUUUCUCCAAGACUCACAAAGUCAGCCAAAGGAGCAUCUCCAACAGACUGCACGCCUCCUAAAGCCAACGGGGUCGACCCCCCCGAAAGACUCCAUAUAUUUAUUAGGGAACUGCUGCUGCUACGGCACGGGGUUGUGCAACACGGUCUGAAGCUUUACAGACAGCUAAAUGCACAAUGACUGCCAUCCAAUGCUGCUUUGUCAUGAUGCCUUUAUGUGCUGUGGGGAAUGCUUUCUGUGAUGCACAAAUCACAGUGCACAUUGUUCUCCAGGUUUAAAAAAAAACAGAUGUCUUUAGAGCACUGAAAUCACUCAAACAUCAUCUAAUAUGUUAGAACUGUGUUGUUCUUUUUACUCAAAAUGUUUUUGCAGCUGCACCAAGAUCCUACAAAUGAGUCCUGAGCACACAGUCCGAUUGGAAAAUGGAAAAUUUAAAGUCUUGAACGUUGUGAAGCUGUAGACAGAUUU
This is a messenger RNA of Labrus mixtus (cuckoo wrasse), 915 nucleotides long. Its product is annotated as G0/G1 switch protein 2-like. The transcript has 2 exons. NCBI's taxonomy places the organism in Eukaryota, Metazoa, Chordata, Actinopteri, Labriformes, Labridae. Bases 123 to 509 code for a protein of 128 amino acids. The record is from RefSeq and is a predicted model, not a curated record.